Molecule: messenger RNA, 2091 nt
Organism: Jaminaea rosea
Lineage: Eukaryota; Fungi; Basidiomycota; Exobasidiomycetes; Microstromatales
Exons: 4
Coding region: 40-1869 (609 amino acids)
Cellular component (GO): cytoplasm
Molecular function (GO): ATP-dependent chromatin remodeler activity; ATP binding
Source: RefSeq, a predicted model, not a curated record
GACGAGGACUAUGAUCCGGAGGAAGCCCGCGUGCCAGGAAUGUCUGUGCCCCUCAUGCGACACCAGACGCAAGGCUACAAGUGGAUGAGGGAGCGAGAGGCCGGAAAGUACAAGGGAGGCAUCCUUGCUGAUGACAUGGGGUUGGGAAAGACGAUUCAGGCCUUGGCGCUCAUUAGCGAGAGUGAUGAGGACCGCGAAGAAGUCGAGCUACGCGGCCACGCCACCCUAAUCGUAGCCCCAGUCGCCGUUCUCCGUCAAUGGGAGUCGGAAGCCAAAACCAAAACCGACUGCGGGCUUCGCGUUUUCAUCCACCACGGCUCCUCCAAAGCCACGUCGGCCUCCAUCUUCAAGAAGCACGACAUCGUCCUCACCUCCUUCCCCACGGCCGCCUCCGAGUACUCCACCGUAGCCUCAUCCGAUGGGGAUCGCCGUUUCUCCCCCCUCUUCAAAGCACGAUGGCUCCGCAUCAUCCUGGACGAGGCGCACAAUAUUAAGAACCACACGACCAAGCAAGCCCUCGCCUGCUUCGAGCUCGCACGUCGCUCCCACUCGCGAUGGUGUCUCACUGGCACUCCCUUGCAGAACAAUGCAAUGGAGAUGUUCUCCCUCAUCCAUUUUCUGGGAAUCCCACCCUUUGAUGACUAUGCACAUUUCAAGGAGAAGAUUGCCGACCCGCUCAAGUCGAGCAACCAGAAUCGCGUCAAUUGGGGUAUGAAGCGUCUUUGCGUUGUACUGCAGAGUAUCCUGCUUCGUCGAACCAAGGACACGAAACUGGAUGGGAAGCCCCUCCUUACCUUGCCUGACCGCGUGGUAGAAGUGGUGAGCGAGCCCUUCGAUAAUGAGGCGGAGAGGGCCUUUUACAAGAGCUGGGAGGAUCAGGCACGUCGUAACCUCGAUCGAGAGAAGAAUCAUAUUGGGAAGUUGCUCCUCUUGUUGAGGAUGAGGCAGGCAACUAGUCAUCCUAGCUUAGUUACGAAGAGCAUCAAUGUCGAUGCAGAUGCCUUGCCCGCCAACCCGAUCAAUGUAGACGACGACAACGACAACGACAACGACGACUCAGGCGACGAGCUUGCGGACCUGAUGAAGAGCAUGCGAGUGGACAAGGCCAAGUGCGCACGGUGUCAGUGCGUCCUCGACGAAGAUAAUAGCGGCAAUUCUGACGCGCACUGCCUAGAGUGUCGCCACAUCCUCGCGGACGAAGCACGCCGUCAACUCGACUGGACCCAACUUGGCUCAACAAAGCUGCGCAUCAUGCUACGUCUCCUCGAUCGGAUCGAUACCGAAUCCCACGGUAAGGAGAAGACGAUCAUUUUUUCCCAAUUCACUACUUUCCUCGACCUCGUCGAGCUCGCCUUGCGCAGGGAAGGUCGACAAUUCGUUAGGUACGACGGAUCCAUGUCCGCUCCCAAGCGCGAGGUUGCCCUUGAGACGAUUCGCGCUGAAGGUGGUGGCGGGGGCGGGCGGGGAGGCACGAGGAUUAUUCUGAUCUCCUUCAAGGCAGGGAGCACCGGGUUGAACUUGACUUGCUGCUCGCGCGUGCUGUUGAUGGAUCUGUGGUGGAACCCUAUGUUGGAGGAGCAGGGGAUGGAUAGGGCGCAUAGAGUUGGGCAGACGCGGGCAGUGAGGAUGUACAAGAUCUGUAUAGAGGAUACGGUGGAGCAGCGUAUCCUUGCCCUGCAGGAAAAGAAGCGCGAGUUGAGCCGUGCGGCCUUGGAGGGGAGCAAGCUCAAGAAGGGGGGCAACAAGCUGUCCCUCAAGGAGCUCAUGUAUCUGUUUAAUGGAGGAGCGGGGGAUGAGCCGCCUGCGCCUGCUGGUGGUGAGGAGCCGGCGACGACGACGUCGGCGAGGAGGCGAGCAUACCACGAGUAGACGUGCGGCGCGUAGAUGGACAGGUCUUCACUCUUCCUUCAUCUAGAACGUCUCAACUCAUCUUGAUAAUCCAUCUCAUCUCAUCGUGUCUCAUCGCAUCGCAUCGUCUCGCAUCGAUCGAUCGAUCGUUCGUUCGAUCGAAGCGGUGGUGUUGAGCCGAUCUCGCCUCUCUUGUCUGAGGAUGCGCAAGUGGAGAGAAGGCAAGGCUGAAUGCGUCCGUCG